AUGCCCCACGGUGCCCCCUUCCUCCUGCUGCUUCUACUGCCCUGGGACAGUCACUGCACCACAGGCCGGACCUGCCCAUGGCCCGUGCAGAUUGACAACGCCAAGACGCGUUUGGCCCAGGCUUCCCGUGGCUUCGGGGCCCUCAUGGAGGUGACCUGCCAGCCAGGCUUCAGGCUGUCCAAAGGGGAUGGAGUGGCACUGAGCCGAUGCCAAGGGGACAGGAAGUGGAGUCUGCUGGCACCCUGCGAACGGGAUCUGACCCCCGCGUCCUUCUGCAGCCCCCCGCCAGAGACCAACAAUGGCUUUCACUUCGGCGCCUCCUACAGGGCAGGUGGGGAGGUGCGCUACAAGUGCAAGCGUGGGUACCGGCUGGAGGGCCCAGAGACUAUCCGAUGCCAGGAGAACCAGGAGUGGUCUGGGCCCGCCCCAACCUGCCACCCCGUGUUCUGCCCGCCCCCCGGGGACAUCGCCGAGGGCUACCUAGUGGCGGUGGAGAAGCCUCAGUACCGGGCCGGGGAGCUGGUCUAUUACCUCUGCAAGCGCAGCUACCUGCUGGACGGCACCAACCGGGUCACCUGCCAGGGCAACGGCACCUGGUCGCCCCGGCCCUUCUGCAGAGCGCGCUGUGUGGUGCCAGCCCAGCGGAGCCGUGUGCUCUACCAGGGCCGCAAGCUCUGGAUCCAGGAGAUCCCACAAGGGCAGGUCCAGCACGGGGAGAUAGUCACCUUCUACUGCCGGAGCCAGAACCAGACCCAGAGCUGCAGCUACCCGGCCCCCUCACGCUGCUUCGACGGCCUGCUGCCCCUGCCGGCCUGCUACGAUGAGCCCACGUGGCUGCAGUACCAGCUCUUCCCCAAGCGGGUGGUGUCCGAGAUCCACCCCUGCUGAGCUCCCCCGGCCCCCCGACACCCAUACACAGCCUGACCGUGACCGGAUGGACCGCCCACAUGGCAGGGAGGAGCCAGCAGCCAGUAGGGGACCCACUGGACAAUGGUCCCUUCGGGGGAGGACUAAUUGUGUGAAAGCUCCUCGUGCGAGGGCCCCAGAGUGCAAAGGCUGCUUGUGCAAAGGUCCAGCUGUAUGAGGAGCCCAUUGUGCAAAGUCCCCAUCAUGCACAGACUGCUAUGCCAGGGCCCCAGCGCGUGAGUUCUCAUCGUGCAAAGGCCCCGUUGUGCAAAGGACGCAUCGUGCGAGAGCCCCCUCAUGCACAGGCUGCAGUGCCAAGGACCCAUCAUGAGACGGUCCCUUCAUGCGAGGUUCCGUCGUGCAAAGGUCCCGUCAGUACCAGGGCCCCAU
This is a messenger RNA of Gopherus evgoodei (Goodes thornscrub tortoise), 1296 nucleotides long. RefSeq names its product beta-2-glycoprotein 1-like. The coding region runs from base 1 to 888 and encodes 295 amino acids. The transcript is spliced from 7 exons. The record is from RefSeq and is a predicted model, not a curated record. Lineage: Eukaryota; Metazoa; Chordata; Testudines; Testudinidae.